AGGAUAAUUGAUGCGAAAAAGUGCUGUGCACGCCGAAAGCUUCCAUUCUUUUCACAGGAUACGCGCGUCCUUCAGUUAGUAAGUAAGUGACCGAUCGGGCAUCCACUGGUGUCCCGAACAGGUAAAUGUCAUGAGCAGCGCCGGGCAUGCGAAGUCCGACGAAGGGAAACGGCCAUCCUCCAAUAACAAGAAUGGCGACUGGACGUGUCCGGAGCCCGAUUGUAAGAAUCUAAACUUUGCCCGCCGGAAUCAGUGUAAUCGGUGCGGUAAGGAGCGGCCCGGCAGCGCCUCAUCAAAGCAUGGAUCGACAGCCAGCGAUUCGGACGGUGGCGGCAGUGGUGGUAAAAAGAAAGUCGGUACCGAAAUUGGGAAAGCUGCGGCAGAAAAGUCGCGCGGUUUGUUCAGCGCCGAAGACUGGCAAUGCAAUAAAUGUGCAAACGUAAACUGGGCCCGGCGCCACACGUGCAACAUCUGUAGCGCUCCACGGUUUUGCGACGUCGAAGAACGCACCGGCUACGGAGGAGGCUACAAUGACCGAGGCGUGGUGGAGUACAAGGACCGUGUCGAAUCGGACGACGAAUACGACGAGUUUGGGAGGAGAAAAAAGUCUAAAGGCAAGCCCAAGGAGCAAAGCGGUGGACGGUUGGCAUCUCGAAGACGAAGAACCGACUCCACGGAUGAGGACGAAGAAAACGAACGCAGAGGGCGCAAAGAACAGCGCAAGCGGCGCAGCGCAUCGAAGGACGAAGAUGAGGACGAAGAAGACGACGAGGACGAGGAAGAUAAUGGCGAUCUAUCGAAGUACGAUCUAUGGGGAUCGGAUGCGGAGGAAACGGGAAAGAAGCCGGCUCCUAAGACCGCCGGUGAUAACAAUAAGUCCACAUCACGUCAGCACCGCUCACGAUCACAUUCGCGAUCGAGAUCAACCAGCAAAGAUCAACAUCGUCGGCCUACCAGUGACGUGCGAACGUCCUCAAAAUCGAUUUCUUCGUCGUCUAGUCACGGACGAUCCGACACAAAACGUUCCAGCUCAACACGUCGUCCCGCGCGGCACAGGUCGCGGUCCUCCAGCUCACGGUCCCGAUCGCGCUCACCUCGAUCGUACCGGCGCAGCAAAGAUAAGCGUCGCUAAAGCAUUUCUGGUAGCGAGUCUUUUCGUUAACGGUCGAUGUUCAGUGCGAAAGCGAAAAUAAACCUGUAUAUUUUAGAGCGAAACGCGACCACUGUUCAAACGCAUUUGGUGUUUGUUACACUUUGAUGAUAUGAAAUGUUAAAAAUACGAACUUGAAAUGAAAAUGUCGAUUAUUUCUAUUUAUUCAAUUUUUGUGUUUCUUGUGUUUUUUUUAUGUACUGCUUUUUUCAUAAUUUGCUAUAGAAAGAUGAAUUUCAAGUUACAUACUGCACGAAUUACCCACGAGAAUGCUUCCAGAAGAUAGUAAUACAAAAGGAAUGGCAUUUAACUAUCGUAUAGAUGGUCACAAGAACCGCUUUGUGGACCAACGGUAUCUUACAUAAUAAAUUGUUUUGUAAUAGAAACGAUUCUUAACAAGGCGGCACACCAGAACCCAAUUAUUCCAUCUGUACGCCUAACGCCUCCAAGGUCGGAUAAAAGCUUUGGCUGAAAACGCUAUUCACCACAAGUUAUUCCAAAUAGUUUAUUCUUCAUACACAGUACUCUAUAAUUUACAUGGAUGACGAUGCUUAUCAAGGAUACGGCUACCAUGCCAGGAUUAGCCCGAUCCAAGGAAAUAUCAUUCAAACGAGUCUAUUGCUAUUUCAAUAAUU
Anopheles cruzii is the source of this 1785-nucleotide messenger RNA. Its product is annotated as zinc finger Ran-binding domain-containing protein 2. Lineage: Eukaryota; Metazoa; Arthropoda; Insecta; Diptera; Culicidae. The transcript is spliced from 3 exons. The record is from RefSeq and is a predicted model, not a curated record. Gene Ontology annotation, biological process: RNA processing. Gene Ontology annotation, molecular function: RNA binding; lipopolysaccharide binding. Bases 131 to 1132 code for a protein of 333 amino acids.